AUGUAUAAAUUUAAAUUUAACAUAUUUAAAGCUAUUAAAGCCUUAGAAUUAGAAUUAACAAAAAUCAAAAAUGAAUCCUCAUCAUCAACAAUUAUUCAAGAUUUCAAAAGUUUUGAACAAAUUUUCAAAAAAAAAGAAAAUGAAUUUACAUCACAAGAUAAAUUAUUCAUUGUUGAAGAGAUUUCAAAUUUAUUAAUGAGUAAACCAGAAUAUCCCUCCUUAAUCUCAAAUAUAUUUAGCCCAUUAUUAGUUGAUUUGGUUUCAAGAUAUAUUCAAAAUGGUAAAAAAGAAGAGAGAUGGUUAGGAUUAGUUCAAAGUUGUUUUAGAUUAUUAUCAUUUAAUAAAAGUUUAUUCUCAUCAUUAUGGGAUUGGACACCAUUAUUCUCAUUAUUAGAGAUUAAAAGUCAACGUAUAACAUGGUAUGUCAUUAAAUCAAUGUCAAUGGUAUUAAAUGUACCUGAUCAUCAAAUCACUCAAAUUAAACCAUUAUUUAAACAAUACCAUAAUCAAAUUAUUCAAAUUGAGUCUGAAUUAUUAAAUUUAGAAUCAUCAAAAUUAUUUUUAAAUAAUAAUAAUAACAAUAACAAUAAAAAAGAAAAUAUAAAUAAUAAUCAAGAAGAAGAAAAAGAAGAUGAAGAAUUAAUUAAUAAAUAUCCAAAUAUUUUUAUACAAAAACAAGAUUUACAUAAAUCAAUUGUUGAUGUUUGUGGUAUUUUAUUAUUUAAAAAGUUUGAACAAAUUGGACAUGGUUCAAGUGUAAAAUCAAAAAAAGGAGGAGAACAACAACAAGAGGGAGAAGGGGAAGAUGAACAAGUACAAAAAUUAGUUUAUACAAAUACUGUAUCACAAAAUUUAAAUUCAUUGGCAAUUGCAGUUGGUUUAGGUAAACCAAUUUUAAUUGAGGGUGUUACAGGUUCUGGUAAGACAACAAUGAUUGAAGAAUUAUCAAGAAUCACUGGUAAUGAUAAUAUAAUUAGAAUUCAUUUAGGUGAUCAAACCGAUUCAAAGGUAUUGUUAGGUACUUAUAUCACCUCUGAUACACCGGGUGAAUUUAAAUGGCAAGCUGGUGCACUCACACAAGCCGUUCAAGAAGGUAGAUGGAUUUUAAUUGAGGAUAUUGAUUUAGCACCAAUUGAAGUGUUGUCAGUGUUAAUACCAUUAUUAGAGAAUAGAACUUUAUUCAUACCAGGUCGUGGCGAAGUGAUUGAAGCAUCCAAUGGUUUCCAAUUAUUUGCAACACAAACUUUGUUUGGAUCGCAUAGUCGUGAUCAAAAUGCAAAUAUUCUCUCACAUCUUUGGACUAGAGUUGUAAUUGAAGCUUUAUCACCAACUGAAAUGAAACAAGUUUUAUUAACUCUAUUCCCACAAUUAACAGUUAUGAUUUCAAAAUUCAUUGAAACUUUUAAUUUAUUAUUACGUGUAAUUUCAAAUCAAUCAAUCUCAAUAUCACCAACUGAUGAAGUUGCUGGUAUUGCAAAUAUUGCAAAUACUGCAAAUGUAAAUAAUAUAAACAACAAUAAUAAUACAGAUAAUAAUAAUAAUAAUAAUAGUAAUGAGAAAUUUAUAAUACCAUCAAGUAGAUUUAUAUCAUCAAGAGAUUUAAUAAAGUGGAUUAGACGUUGUAAUCAAAGAUUACAUUUAACAAAUGUUUCACAACAAAUUAUAACAUCAACAAUGCAAGAGAUUGUUUUUGUUGAAGCUUUAGAUUGUUUUUGUUCAAUGAUUAGUAAAAAGAAUUUAAGAAAACAAUUGACUCAAGUUAUUGGUAGAGUUUGGGAAUUAACUGGUGAUCGUAUCAAUUACUAUGUUGAACUUUAUAAACCAUCUAUUAUAAUCACCCAAGAAUCAGUUUCAACAGGUCGUGCAAAAUUAAAAUCAUUAGAGAAAUCUGAUUCAAUUCAAAUUUCAAAUGGUAAAAAACAUACAAGAUUCACAACUGAACAAAGUCAACAAGAUUCCGGUGUAACUAAACAUGGUAAUGUUUUUGCACACACAAUGAAUUCAUUGAGAUUAAUGGAAAAGAUCUCAAUCUCAAUUCAAUUUAAUGAACCAAUUUUAUUAGUUGGUGAAACUGGUACUGGUAAAACAUCGGUAGUUCAAUACAUUGCCGACCAAUUAAAUCAAAAGUUGGUAGUAUUGAAUCUUAAUCAACAAUCAGAUAGUUCAGAUUUAAUUGGUGGUUUUAAACCAGUAGAAAUGCGUUUACUUUGUUUACCUCUAAAGAAUAGAUUCGAUUCAAUGUUUAAAAAGACUUUCUCUGAAUCAAAUAAUACUGAUUUCUUAGAGAAAAUUGAUAAAGCUUUCAUCUCUAAAAAUUGGAAACAAUUCAUUGCUUUAUUAAAUAAAGCAAUUAAAUUAGUUGAAAAUAAAGUUUUAAAAGAUGAUCAAACAACAACAAAUAAUACAAAAGAAAAUAAUAAUAAUAAUAAUAAUAAUAAUAAUAAUAAUAAUAAUAAUAAUAAUAAUAAGAAACGUACAAUUAGAAGUGAAGUUAAAGAAAAAUGGAUAAAAUUAUCAAAUGAUAUAAAGAAAUUAACAAUUCAAUUUGAAAAAUCAAAAAAUAAUUUUGCAUUUAGUUUUGUUGAAGGUUCAUUAGUAAAUUGUAUUCGUAAAGGUUAUUGGGUAUUAUUAGAUGAAAUGAAUUUAGCAACUUCAGAAACUUUAGAGAGUUUAAGUGGUUUAUUCGAUGGUGGUUCAAUUACUUUAACAGAGAAAGGUGAAGUUGAACCAGUUGAAAGACAUCCAAAUUUUAAGGUUUUCGCAUGUAUGAAUCCUCCAACUGAUAUUGGUAAAAAGGAUCUUCCACCUGGUAUUCGUAAUAGAUUCACAGAGUACUAUGUCGAUGAUUUGGAUAAUAGGGGUGAUUUAUGUUUAGUAGUGAAAACAGUUUUAUCAAAUUUAGUACCAAAUCCACCAAUUGAAGAUAUCGUUGAAUUUUAUUUAAAAACUAAACAAGACGCUCAAAAUAAGAUGUUGGAUGGGUCAAAUCAAAAACCAAUCUUUUCAUUACGUACACUUAGUCGUGCAUUGAAUUAUACAAAACAUGUUACAAAAUCAUUUGGUUUCCAACGUGCACUUUUCGAAGGUAUAAGUAUGAGUUUCCUUACUCAAUUAAAUAAAUCAUCUUAUCCAAUGAUGGAACAAUUAAUUAAACAAUAUAUAAAAAAAGGUGAAGUUAAACUUUAUAAUCAACCAUUAAAUAGACCACCACCAACAUCAACAACAAAUAAUAAUAAUAAUAACGCAGAAGAGAGUUAUGUAAAAAUUGAACAGUUUUGGAUUGAAUGUGGUAAUGAGAAACCAAUUAUACCAACUCAUUAUAUUUUAACACCAAGUAUUAAAUCUAAUCUUUCAAAUAUUGCAAGAGUAUUGGUAUCACGUAAACAUCCAAUACUUUUACAAGGUCCAACUAGUAGUGGUAAAACUUCAAUGGUUGAAUAUUUAGCAAUUAGAACUGGUCAUAGAUUCAUUCGUAUCAAUAAUCAUGAACAUACCGAUCUUCAAGAAUAUCUUGGUCAAUAUAUAAGUGAUGAUAAGGGUAAACUUGUAUUCCAAGAGGGUAUUUUAGUGGAAGCAGUACGUAAAGGUUAUUGGGUAGUAUUGGACGAGUUGAAUUUAGCACCAUCUGAAGUAUUGGAGGCAUUAAAUCGUCUAUUGGAUGACAAUAGAGAGCUUUUCAUUCCAGAGACUCAAGAAGUCGUUAGACCACAUCCACACUUUAUGUUAUUCGCAACUCAAAAUCCACCAGGUCUUUAUGGUGGUAGAAAAGUGUUAUCACGUGCUUUUAGAAAUCGUUUCUUAGAAUUACACGUAGACGAUAUUCCAGAGGAUGAACUUGAAGAGAUUCUUUGUAAACGUUGCGCAUUACCACCAUCCUAUUGCAAGAAAUUAGUAUUAAUUAUGAAAGAACUUCAAUUGAAUAGACAAGGUAGUAACCAAGUUUUCGCAGGUAAACAUGGUGCAAUCACAUUCCGUGAUUUGUUCCGUUGGGCAGAACGUCAACCUUCAUCCUAUGAAGAAUUGGGUAUUGCAGGUUACCAACUCUUGGCUGAACGUUUAAGAAAAGAUGAAGAGAAAUUAAUAAUUAAACAAGUGAUUGAAAAACAUUUAAAGAUUAAAUUAGAUAUCGAAUCUAUCUAUUCAUGUGAUGAUAAACCAGAGUUUUUAAAACUUUUACAAUUAUUAAGUGAGAAUGAUUCAGAAUUAUCAAAAUCAAAUCAUUUAGAGAAAAUCGUUUGGACAAGAUCAAUGAAACGUUUGUUUAGUUUGGUUGGUAAAUGUUUGGAACAUAAAGAACCAAUUUUAUUAGUUGGUGAAACUGGUUGUUCUAAAACUACAAUUUGUCAAUUAUAUUCAAUUUUAAAUAAACAAAAACUUCAUAUACUCAAUUGUCAUCAACAUACUGAAACUGCUGAUUUCAUUGGUGGUUUGCGUCCAGUUAGAGGUCGUGAUCAAGUUUUAUCAAAAUUAUAUUCAUUAGUUAAACAAUAUUUUAAUCAAUUAUCUCAAUUAAAUCUAUAUAAACUUGAACAAGAGAAUAACAACAUCGAUGAAUUACCAAUUAAAGAGAUUAUGGAGAGAUUAAUUGUUGAGUCAUGGAAACAAGUUUCAAAUUCAUCAUUAUUAACUGAACAAUUGAAACAAUUAGCUAUUGAAAUCGAUAAAACUUAUAGUUCCUAUUGUUCAUUAUUUAAUUGGGUUGAUGGCCCAUUGGUUGAAGCAAUGAAGCAAGGUGAUUAUUUCUUAAUUGAUGAAAUUUCAUUAGCAGAGGAUGCAGUUUUAGAAAGAUUAAAUUCAGUUUUAGAACCAAGUAGAUUAUUAGUAUUGGCUGAAAAAGGUGGUGUCGAAAUCGAAGAAUUAAGAGGUCAUAAAGAGUUUAGAAUUUUAGCAACAAUGAAUCCAGGUGGUGAUUUUGGUAAGAAAGAACUUUCACCAGCUAUGAGAAAUCGUUUCACUGAGAUUUGGGUACCUGCAAUUAGUAGUCAUCAAGAUUUAUUACAAAUUAUUGAAGAAAGAUUCACAAGUCCUCAAUUAAAGGGUAAAGGUAGUUUAAUGUUAAACUUUAUCGAAUAUCUAUUAAUGAUUCAAAAGAAUAAACGUGUAAUUAGUUUACGUGAUAUUCUAUCUUGGAUUAGUUUUAUGAAUUUAUGUAUGGAUAAACAAUUACUCUCACCAAAUGAAUCUUAUAUUCAUGGUGCUUGUUUAGUAUUAUUAGAUGGUUUUGGUAUGGGUUCAAAUUCUUCAUCUGAAAGUGAAGGUUUAAAAUUACGUGAGGCAUGUUUAAUUCGUUUAAUUGAUCAAAUUGAAUCACAAGAUGAGAAAUUAAAAUUACAAACAGAAUUAUUAUCAACAUCAUCAUCAUCAUCAUCAUUGUCAUCAUCAAUUGCUAAUAUUAUUAAAGAAGAGAAUAGAUUUGGUAUUCAUCCAUUUUAUAUUCCAGUACGUGAAUCAAAUGUACCAAAGAUUCAAUUUAGUUUAUCAGCACCAACAACUAGUAAGAAUGCACAACGUGUUCUUAGAGGUAUGCAAUUACCACGUGCUAUUUUAGUGGAAGGUUCACCAGGUGUUGGUAAAACUUCAUUGAUUACAGCUAUUGCAAAUGCAUCGGGAAAUCAAAUCGUUCGUAUUAAUCUUUCAGAGCAAACUGAUAUUAUGGAUCUUUUAGGUAGUGAUUUACCAGUUGAAGGUGGUACAGGUGGUCAAUUUGAAUGGAGAGAUGGUGUUUUCUUAGAGGCAUUACGUAAUGGUAGUUGGGUAUUAUUGGAUGAAUUAAAUCUUGCAUCACAAACCGUUUUGGAGGGUUUAAAUUCUUGUUUAGAUCAUCGUUCAGAAGUUUACAUUCCAGAAUUGGGUAAAACAUUUGCAUGUCAUCCAAAUUUCCGUGUUUUCGCUUGCCAAAAUCCACUUCAUCAAGGUGGUGGUCGUAAAGGGUUACCAAAGUCAUUCCUUAAUCGUUUCACUCAAGUAUUCAUUGACCAAUUGAAUCAACAAGAUCUUCUAUUCAUCAGUACAGCAAUGUAUCCAACUAUACCAUCAAAAACCAUUGAACGUAUGAUUGAAUUUAAUCAUCAAAUGUUUAAAGAAUCAAUGAUUGAACAUAAAUUUGCACGUAAAGGUGCACCAUGGGAAUUCAAUCUUCGUGAUACUUUUAGAUGGUGUGAUUUAAUAGUUAAAGAUCCAACAUCAAUUUCAAAUCCUGCCAGAUUCAUUGACUUAAUCUAUCUUCAAAGAAUGAGAACACUUCAAGAUCGUGAACAUGUUUUAACAAUUUUUAAAAGAGUUUUCACCACCAGUGGUGAUGAAAAUGAUCAAUCUAUUGAUAUGAUGCCAACAAUUUGUAAUUACGAUAAACAACCACAUUACUCAAUUUCACCAGAAUAUUUACAAAUUGGUUCAUCAAUUUUACCAAGAGUCCAAAAUGGUGGUGCAUCAUCAUUUGAUAGUAGUGUACUAGAUAAUUCAUCAAAUAUUCAAUUACUUCAACGUUUAUUAAAUCCAUUAGAGAAUAUUAUGAAAUGUAUUGAAAUGAAUUGGAUGAGUAUUUUAAUUGGUCCAACAUCAACUUCAAAAACUUCAUCCAUUCGUUUAUUAGCUCAAUUAACUGGUAAUACACUCUAUGAAUUCUCUAUGAAUUCAUCAGUUGAUACAACAGAGAUUUUAGGUGGUUUUGAACAAAUUGAUUUAGUACGUUAUCAAAAACGUAUCAUAUCAUCAGUAUCAUCAUUAAUCACAAUUGUAUCAUCUCAUAUUAUGACUUACUUUAACUCAAAUGAUGAUAAUUUAAUGAAAACUUGUAUUUCAUCAAUUCAAGAUAUUCAUCAAGUUUGGAAUUUAUUUAAAAAACAAACUCAACAAACUCAACAACAAAUUCAACAAGAUGGUGCAACCAUUGGUAGUGGUGGUGUUGGUUUAAUUACAAUUGAACAAUUGGAUCUUUUAUCAACAAUUGUUGAUGCAUUGGAGAAAUUAUCAAUUCAAUUUAAUUUAGAUAAUAAUCAAGAGCAUUUAAAUAGAAUUCAAGAUGUUAGACAACAAAUUCAACGUAUUAAAUCAAUUGAAAAAGAAAGUGUUACAGGUUGUUUUGAAUGGAUUGAUGGUUUAUUAAUUAAAGCAUUGGAAACUGGUGCAUGGAUAUUAAUUGAUAAUGUUAAUUUCUGUAAUCCAACAGUAUUGGAUCGUUUGAAUCCAUUAUUGGAACAAGACGGUGUUUUAAUGUUAAACGAACGUGGUAUGGUUGAUGGUCAAGUUAAAGUUGUUAAACCACAUCCAAAUUUCCGUAUCUUUUUAACUAUGGAUGAUAAAAAAGGUGAGAUUUCACGUGCUAUGAGAAAUCGUGGUAUUGAAAUUUAUAUGGCAGCCGACCAAUUAUCAUUGAUGGAAACUCCAUCAAAUAAUUUUGAUAAUCAACAAUUGUUAACUGCAUUAGGUAUUCCAUUGGAAAGUUUAACUCGUACAAUGAUUGAUUUCCAUAAUCAAAUUUUCACUCAACUUUCAUCAACAAUUGAAAAUCCAUGUACACUCUCACAAUUAUUAUAUUGGGGUAAAUUAAUACUUGAUCAAUUACAAAGAGGUUUUUCACUAUUAAAUUCAAUUCGUAAUUCAAUGGAACAAAUUUACAUUCGUCCACGUAGACAUUUAACUCAACGUCAAUUGGUUACAAAUAUCUUUAAUUCAAUUUUCAAUGAAUCUGCAAUCAAAUCAAUCCUAUGUGAAGAUCAAACAGUUUUAGGUAUAUAUCCACACUUUAUCAAAGGUAAAGAUUAUGUUACUGAUUCAAUUUCAACAACAAUGAAAAUGAAUUAUCAAUUCUUUGAAUAUUAUUUAAAGAGAUUAAUGAAUUCUUUAUCAUCAUCUUCAUCAUCAUCAUCACAACAACAACAACAAGAUGAAUCAAAUUAUAAGAUUUCAGCAAAAUUCCUAAUUGAAAAUAUUAAUUCAUCACAAUAUGAAAAUUAUGUUUUAUAUUUAAAUUCAUUAAAGGAUCAAAAUGAAAAAGAUUCACCAAUUAAUCAAUUAUUAACAACAUUAAUAUCAUGUAUGAAACAAUUAUUCAAUCAUACAUGUUAUAAAGAUUUUGAAAAAAGAUUAGAACAAUUACUAUCAAUGAUUAAUUUAUCAUUCAUUGAUUCAAAACAAUUAUUAAUUUAUCAAGGUCAUCAAUGGAAAAAUAAUGAUUCAUUAUUUUUAUUAAUUAAAGAAAAAGUUGAUAAUUAUAUUACUAAAGAAGCAGGCGGCUCUGAAUCAAUGAUUCCAAUUAAAGAUUUAUUUAAUCAAGUUUUAUUAAAUGAUAUGGAAAUUAUUAAAUCUUUAUUAUCAUUAUUCAUUCAAAGUUCAAAACAAGAGAAAGAAUAUAAUAAAUUCUUAAAACAAGUUCAACAAGGUAAUGCAAGUCAACAACUUUCAGUUAAAUCAAUUAAAUCAAUACCUGUAAUUUUAUUAUCAUUAGCUUAUACAAAGAAAAUGAUGAGUAAAGAUUUAUUACCACAUCAAGAUAUUAUUUCAAUGAUUUAUCGUCUUUUCAAAUCAUUAGAUGAACAAAUUGAUCAAUGGUUAAUUCAAUUAUCAUCAUCAGAGCAACAACAAUCAACUUUUUCAACUAUUCAAAUUAUUAAUCAAUUAAUUUUAUUAAAAAAUAAUUUCUGGAAUUCAACAUUUAAUUUACCAUCAAAUCAAUUUAAUUUGGGUGAAUUUAUAAUUCGUUGGAGAUGGAUUUAUAAAGAGAUUAAUAAGUUAACAACAUUAACAUCAAAAUCAGAAUCACCAUUAUUAAUUAAUACUGGUUUACAAGUUUUAAUUGAUAAGAUCUCAAGUGGAUUAAAUCAAUAUAAUAAUGAUAAUUCAAAUAAUCGUUUAUGGAAAGUUGGUGGUUAUCCAAUGGUAAUGAAAUCAAAUCAUUUGGUUCAAUUGGAUAGUCAAUUCCUUAGUAUUCUUGAAAAGGUUCAAUACAAUUUCAACAAGAAUGAAUCACCAAUUAAACAUUCUAGUUAUGCAAUCGAUGAAGAUUGGAAGAAAACUUUAAUUGAAGCAAUUUCAACUUUAUAUUGGGCAAAUUAUCAAUUAAAUUCUGAUAAUCAAAAUCAAGAACAACAACAACAAGAGUUGGAUCGUGUUAGUGAAUUCCUUACAAACUUAGAAUUGGUACCACAAACUUUAUCCGAUAAAUUAAAACAAUUAAUUGAAAAACAAAAACAAUUUGAAUUAAAUUCAACAUUUAAUCCAGUUUCAACAAAUUUUGAUAAUAGUGAUAUUUCAAAUGACUCUAUGAUUAGUGAUGCAACAUCAAUUCAUUUCGAUCCAUUAUCAAUUAAACAUCAAGUCAUUUCAAUCUCUCCAUUAAUUGAUCAUUCACUUCAUUUGAAAGAAACUUUUGUAAUCUCUGAAUUGGUUAAAUUAUUAAUGUUACAACAUAUGGAUAUUGAAAAUGGUAAAAUGAAUCAAUCAAUCAUUACCAUAUUUGAAUCAAUAAUUGAUGAAUUAAAAUAUAUCGUAAACAAAUAUAAAUCAUCAACUAUACCAAGAUCAUUAUAUCAUUUAGCAUUUUAUCAAAAAUUAAUUUGGAUGAUUGAUAAUUAUUUAGAAAAAGUUACAACUAACCAAGAAAAAGAUGAACAAGGACAAGAGCAAGAACAAGCUUCUAUUGGUAUAAUUGAACUCCAAUCAGUUAUUCAUUCAAUUCUUUAUGUUUAUAAUUCAAGUCAAUGGAAUAAUGCAUUCAAUGAUAUUUCACAUGUUGGUAAAUAUUCAUUACCACAAUACAAAUAUAGAUUAUCAAAGAAUGAUGCCGCAGCUUCACUCGAUAAUGGUAGUAGUAAAGUUAAUAUUUAUGAUUCAAUUAGAUUUGGAUAUGGUCCACCACGUUUAUUCCAAAAUAUUCAAACUGUAUUCUCUUUCUAUCUUACAUGUGAUUGGGAAUAUGUUAGUAUUGCUGAUGUACCAGUCAAGAUUGAACAAUUGAAUCAAAUCAUUCAACAUUUAACAAGUGCUGAUGGUUCUUCAAAUGUUUCAAAUAUUGAAUCUUUUGAAUAUCAAAUUAAACAAACAAUAGCUUUAUUAUUAUCAACAAUUACAAGUUUCUAUAAAUCAUUUAAUAAUGAUGAACAUAAAAAACAUCAACUUUUGUCAAAUGUUGCUUUAAUUGGUGAACAUUUAUUAUCAUCAUCGUCAUCCUUGGAAAUAUUAGAUAUAGGUUUUGAUGAAUUAAUUGAAAAUAUUAAAGAAUUAAUAAUUCAAUCAAAUGAUAAAUCAUUUAAUGAAAAAUCAAAACAACUUUUAUUACCAUGUCUUGAUAUUUUAUUAUGUUUAGAUGAUAAAGUAUUAUAUAAAGAUGAAUUAAAAUUACAAUCAACAUUUGGUAGACUUCAAUUAUUAUUGAAUACAUUUAGAUUAAUUAUGUUUGUUCCAUCAGGUUCAAUCGAUCCAACUCAAAAGUAUGAUGUUAUUUUACAAUACUCUAAAGAACAUUCAAAACAAUUACAAGAUGAAAUUGAAAUUAGAACAAUUAUUGAAAAACAAUAUACUGGUAAAGAUGGUACAAGUUUAGUAAUUGAUGAAUUGGUACAAAAGAAACAAUCAAUCGAUCAGAAAUUAGCAUUAGAUUCUAAAAAGAUUACACUUCGUCCAAUUCCAUCACAAUUUGAAGAGUUAUAUCGUGAUGUUUCACAAUUUUCAAAUCAUUUUUCAAAUAUUGAAAAAAUCAUUGACUUAAUUUCAAAAUUAGAUUUAUCUCAAGUUAAAAAUGAAUUUAAUUUAGAAGUUGAAUCAGAAGGAGGUGAUAAUCAACAACAACAAGAAAAUAACACUUCUGCAAAUUCAUCAUACAAUCAAAUGAUAUUAUCAACUGAACAAAUGUGGCAAGAGAAAGCAAAUCAUUUCAUUCAAUCUUGUGAAAAGAAAUUCUAUUCAAGAUAUCGUGAUAUUAUUGUACCAAUUAUUACUGCUGUUUAUCAAAUGAAAUCUGGUUUAAGAAUGAUGUCAGUUUCAUUUAAACAAAAAGUUCAAGAUAAUAAAUUAGGUGGUAAUCAGGGUAUAACAAAACAAAUUCAAAAAGUUUUAUUAUCAUUAACUCAAUUCCCAAGAAUUAAUAGUGUUGAUAUAAAUUCUAAAAUAACUACAACUUCUACUACUACUACCGCUACUACCACCACCAACACCACAUCAAAUAAUAUAUUAUUAGAUAAAUUAACAUUAGAUUCAAUUAAAGAUAUGAUGAAAUUUAAUCAAAGAACUAAUCAAGAUAAUUGUAAUGGUGGUUUACAAAACUUUAAAGUAAUUGGAUUAUUAUUACGUUCAUCACUUUGUCAAAUUUAUAGUCAACUUUCAAAUUCAAAUUAUUUAGAUGUUGAUAAUUUAGAAGCUAUCGAUUCAAUAUUUAGAAUCUUUGUUCAAGAAUGGAGAUUCCAAGAAGAAGAGAAAAGAAAGAAAGAAGAAUUAGAGAACCAAGAAUUUAAAUAUAAAGUUCAAACUCAUAAGAUGGAAACUAAGGAAGAAAAGGAUGAAAAAGUUUUCUUAACUUCAUUCCCAAAUUUCUAUAAAGAUUUUGAAGAUUUAGAAGUUGCAAAUGUUGUUGAGAAUCAAAUUGAUGAUGAUAAUGAUGAAGAAAACAAAGAUAAAGAGAAUAAUGAAUCAAAUGUUUUAACAUCAGAAGAUGGUUCAAUGUUUUUCAAAUCAUCAAUUAAUAAUGAAGAGAUUUUACAAUUAUGCUCAAUUCAUAGGGAUAUCUUUAAACAUUUAGAUGGUAUUCCAAUUCCAAAAGAACAACAACAAUGGACACUUAGUGAUAGAGACAGAUCUGAAUUAUUCCAAUUGUUUUAUUCAAGUAGUUACCUUUUAAUGAAAAUUUUAAAUCAAAGAUCAGGUGAUAUGGAAUUCGAUCAAUUAUCAUUGGGUUCACAUAUUUUAUCUGCAUCAAAUCUUAAAGAAACACUCUCAAUUCGUCCACCAUCAUUAAUUACCUAUAGUAAAUUGGAUGAAAAGUUUAGAUUCUUAAAAACAAGUUCUUAUCUCUACAAGAAAUCUAAAGGUAUCAAUGAUGAUGAUGGUGAUAAUCAAGUCGUGGAUGUAAUUCACCAAAAGAAGACCUACAACAUUUAUCGUGAUUCAAAUAUCUCUGAAAUUGGAAUUAUUCGUGAACCAUUAAUUUCAUUUAGAAAGAGAGUAUUCGAAUUAUUGGUUGAAUAUCCUGAACAAGCAAAUCUUACCCUUAUGGUUAAAUUAAUUGAUCGUUUAAUGACCUAUCCAGCAACUGAUCCAUUAGCAAAGAUUUUAACUGGUUUAGAAUUACUCUUACGUAAAUCUUUAGAAUGGGAAUCAUUUGCAAGUAAAGCAGUAUCAAUUCAAAAUCAUUUGAAUGAAAUUUCUUCAUUAAUUGUACGUUGGAGAAAAUUAGAAAUUGAAUCAUGGCCAUCAAUUUUCCAAUCACAAGAGAAAGAAGCAGAGGUAAAAGCAUUGAAAUCUUGGUUCAUUCUUUAUGAUUUAAUUAAUGAUGAACCAUCAUCACCAGAAUUGGAGGAUGAAAAUCUAUCAAAGAAUUUCCAUACACUUCAACAAUAUCUCUAUUCUUCAAGUUUAGGUGAUUUCCUCACUCGUAUUGAAUUAUUGAAAUCUUUCUACAAACAAUUAAAUUCAACAAUUAAAUUAAUUGGUACCUCUAAAAAUACAAAUUAUAAACAAAAACUUUCAGAUAUUAUUUAUAAUAUUUUCAAAUAUUUCGAGAAUUUCAUUUCAAGAUUUGAAGAUCGUUUAGCAAAAUCAAUUAAACCAAUCGAAGAUAAAGCUUUAGAAUUCAUUAGACUCUCAAGAUGGGAUGAUAAUAGAUUGUUAACUCAAUAUGAACGUUUAAAACAACAUAUUGAAGUAUCUCAUAGAAAUUUAGCAAAAGUAACCAUUAAAUAUAAGAAUGUAUUAGCUCAACCAUUACAUGAUAUUUUCACUCAAAUUGAAAAUGAAUUAGAUAUUCCACCAUUGGUAUUACAUUCUGGUGCUGCUACAAUUUUAGAAGAUAAAUUAAAAAAGAAUCAAAAACUUAACAAAAAACAAAUUCAAAAGAAAUCAUUAGCAAUUGAAAAUUUCAAUGAUUGGUUAUCAUUCUCUCCAAGUAAUUAUUCAAUCGAUAGAAAAUCAAUUGAUUCAAUUUCAAAACCAAUUGAAAUUGAAUCACCAUUAUUAAAGAAACUAUUCCAAAUUGAAAAUGAAAAAUUGGCACAAAAUAAACUUUCAUUACUUUCAAAGAGAAUGAUUCAAAUUUGUAAAGAGAAUCUUUUAGAAUCCGAUAGUUGGAAAGUUGUUAGAGAUGGUGUUGAUAUCAUCAAUGAUCUUUCAAUUGAAAUCAUUGAUAGAUUGAAAGAAUUAUCAUCAGAUGAAAAAAUAAAGAGACAAGAGAAAGAAUUUGCUUUGAAAGAAUUAAUGUCAAAAUUCCACGAGAUGGGUCUUUCAUAUCAUAUCAAUCGUUAUCCACAAGAACAAUUACAAAUCUCUUAUCUUUUCAAUGUUAGACAUUUACCAACCAUUUCCGAUAAUCAAGGUUAUUUACCAACUUCCUUCUCUAAAAUUACCGCUGAUAAUGGUGCUAAAUUAUUAGAUCAAGCCGAUCAAUACUAUUAUCGUAUCGUUUCAAGAGUUCAUAGAUUACGUCAAUUAUCAAUUGAAUAUAAUUCUGAUCUCUCAAGUAAACAUGUUCAAAGAAUUAAUGGUUAUGUUGAACACUUUUUAUCAAUAAUUAUUAAUCAAAGAAAUAAUUUAAUUGAUUCAAUUAAUUCUUGGAAUCAUUUAACUUUAUUCACUGAGUUAUUUACAAAUAUUAGUGGUAGUGGUGGUAGCAAUAGUGAAAUCGAUGAACAAAUAUUUAAUAAUCAUAAUAUGUUAAGUAAAUGGUUUGAAAUCCAAAGAGAAUCAAUAAAUCAAUUCAAUCAAGCUAUCAAAGAAAUCUUAUUACUUUGUAGAAAAACAACUUCAGCUGUUAGUGGUGGUAUGAUUUCAACUAUUAUUCCUGAAAUUUGUUCGAUUCAAAUUAUCAUUGAAUCAAUUAAAUCGGAAAUUGAUAAACAUCAAUCUAAAUUACGUAAUCUCUUCUCUUUCCUUAAUAAUCAAUAUCCAAUGAUGACUUGGUCAACAAUUAAUUUAAUCAUUUCAAUUUUCACUAAAUUUAAAGAAAUUAAAGAGAAAUUAAAUCAAUUAUUAUUAUCAAAAUUAUCAAAUAUUAAUUAUAUUAAAUCACCAAUUCAAAUUUUAAUUAAUAAUAUUGAUUCAUUAAUUAAUAAAUUUAAUUCAGAAUAUGAAGAAUUAGUUGGUAAUGAAAUUAAUGAUAAUGAUAUUGAAAAUCAAAAUAAUAUUAAAGAAUUUACAAAUCAAUUUGGUAUUUUAAUUGAUCAAAUUUUAAUUUCAAUUCAAGAUUUGAAAAUUCAAUCAAAUCAAAUCAUUGCUUAUAAUAAAGAACAAGAAGAAUUAGAUCAAGAAUUAGAAAAAGUUAGAGAAUAUACCAUUGAAGAUGGUAGUAUUUCAAAAUUAAGUGAAUUUAUUGAUCAUCAAGUUCAAUCAUUAAGAUUAUCAAAAUUAUUGGAACAAUUCGUUAAACUUCAUAAUAUCAUUGUCGAUGGUGGUGGUAGUGUUUCAACAUUAUCAAUCUAUAGACAAAUGAUUAAACAAAUGGGUCCAUUAUUAGCUCAAUUCAUGUUAAUUGUAAAUCAAUCGAUUGUUGAUAGUUUAUCUUAUCAUAAGACAUGUUGUAAACUUGAAUACAUUUCAACUGGUGUUUUCAUUCAACUCUACUCUAAAGGUUUCUGUAAACCUGCCGAUGGUGGCGAUGAUGGUGAAGGUGGUGAAGGUGGUAGAUCAAAUUUCGAAGAUGAUGUUGAAGGUACUGGUAUGGGUGAAGGUAAAGGUAAAAAGGAUGUUAGUGAUCAACUUGAAGAUCAAGGUCAAAUCGAAGAUACAAACACUCAAAAGAAGGAAGAAAAGGAUGAAGAUGAAGAUGAAGAAAAGGAGGAGAAAGAUGAAGAUGAAGGUUUCGAUAUGCAAGAUGACUUUGAGGGUGAAAUGCACGAUAUUAAAAAAGAUGAAAAUAAAGAUGAAGAUAAGAAAGAUGAUCCAAACAAUGAGAAAGAAAAUGAUAAAGAAAUGGGUGACCUUGAAAAACCAGAAGAUAAUGUCGUCGAUGAAAAACUUUGGGAUGAACAAGAUGUUCAAGAUGAAGAAGAACAAGAUGAAGAAGGUAAAGGUGAUGAAACCAAUAGUGAAGAAAUGAUGGCCAAACAAGAUGGUAAAGAUGAUAAUGAUGACGAUAAGAAAGAUGACGAUAAGAAAGAUGAUAAAAAGAAAAAGAAAGAAGAAAAUGGUAAACCAGAUGAAAAUGAAGAGGGUGAAGAAGGUAAAGAUGAUGAAGAGGAAGAUGGUAAAGAUGAUAAUAAAAAUGCUGACGAUGGUGCAAGUGAUGAAGAUGAUUUCGGUCAAGAAGAGAAUGAGGAUGAUGUUAUCAACCAAGAACAAGAGAAAGAAGAAAAUCAUGGUGACCCAAGAGGUGAUGAUCAAAUGGAAAUUCCUGAGGAUUUAGAAUUAGAAGAUCCAGAUGAAGGUAAGGAAGAUGAUGAACAACAAGAUGGUGGUGACGAUUUCAAAGAUCCUUUGGAUGAAAUGGAUGGUGAUGAUGUUAGUAAAGAAGAAGAGAAAAAGAAAGAAUUGGAUGGUGAUGAAAAGGAGGAAUCUGAUCAAGAUGGUGACGAAGAGAAAGAAGAUGAAGAAAAAGAGGAUGGUGAUGAAGAUGAAGAUAAAGAAGAUAAAGAAAAUCAACCAAUUGAUCCAUCAAAUGUUGAUUCAAUCAAUCCUGAAGGUGACGAACCAGAGAAAGAACAACCAGAAGAGGAUCAAACAUCACUAACUACAAAUGAACAACAAGAUGAAACACCAAAAGAUUCAGAGCAACCAUUGGGUGUUAAAGAUAAAACUGGUAGUAAAUCAAAUGUUUCAAACACUGAUGAAGAGAUGAAAGAUGAAUCCAAUCAAGAUAAUGCUGAUGACGAUAGUGGUAUGACUCAACCAACUCCAUCCGAAAAUGAUACAGGUGCUCUUAAAAAUCUUAAAUCUCAACCACCACCACAAUCAAGUGCUCAACAACCACCAAAGAAACAAAAACAAGUAGAUCCAAAUCCAUAUAGAUCAAUGGGUGAUGCAAAUAAAGAGUGGAAGAAACGUUUAAAUCUUAAACAAGAACAAGAGGAAGAAGAGGAAGAACAAUCAUCUGAACCAAAAGAAAAAGCACCAAAACAAGAUCCAAACGCCAAAGAAAAUGAAAAUCAAGAUUAUGAAUUCAUUAAAGAUGAUGAAAAACUUGAUAAAGAUGAAGAAACCGAUCAAGCUUUAGCCGCUGCCACCGAUACUCAAUUACAAGAUAUUCCACAAAAUAAAGCCCAAGAUGAUCAAGCAGAACAAGAAGAGGAUCAAAUGGAUAUCGAUGAGGAGGAUGAUAUGGAUGUUGAUCAUAAACAAGAGGUUGAACAUCAAGAUGAUUCUAAACAACAACUUGAUGAAAAUAAAAAGAUUUCAAUGUCAAAAUUGAAACAAGAUCAAUUGAAACAACAAAAAGAAAAAGAAAAAGAAAAACUUGAAAAAGAUCAACAAGAUGGUCAAGAUGAUGAAUUGGAUGGUUUAAAUCAAAAAGAACAAUUCACAAAGGAACAAUUAGAAAAUCUUACAAAUCUUGAUAAAGAAAAAGCAGUUUUAGAUGAUGGUGAUGAUCAAGAAAUGGAACAAGAUGGUGAUCAAGAUGAUGAAGAAUCUGUCGAAGAAAAGAAACUAACUCGUGAAGAUUUAGAUAGAAUGAGACAAGAAUUGGAGCAAUACAAAAUUGAAAAUUCUAGUAAUCCAGAGAUUGGUACUGAGUUAUGGAAGAAAUAUGAACAACUCACCAAUGACCUUUCUCAAGAUCUUUGUGAACAAUUAAGACUUAUCCUUGAACCAACUUUGGCAACUAAAUUACAAGGUGAUUACAAAUCUGGUAAAAGAAUCAAUAUGAAGAAGGUUAUUCCAUACAUUGCCUCCCAAUUCAAGAAAGAUAAGAUCUGGUUAAGACGUACUAAACCAAAUAAGAGACAAUAUCAAGUUUUAUUAGCAAUCGAUGAUACUGAAUCAAUGGCUGCCUAUCAUAGUGGUGGUUUCGCAUUGGAAGCUAUGACUAUGAUUUCAAGAGCAAUGUCACGUCUUGAAGUUGGUCAAUUAGGUAUCGUUAGAUUUGGUGAAGAUGUUCAAUUGGUUCAUUCAUUCGAUCAAGUUUUCUCUGAUCAAACUGGUCCUGAAAUUAUCACACAAUUUAAAUUCCAACAAACUAAAACCAAUAUGGUUAACUUCCUUUCAAAAACUCUCCAAAUUAUGGAUAUGAACAAACAAUCAAGUUCUGGUGAACCAGCUAUGCAAUUGGUUUUCAUUGUUUCCGAUGGUUGGAGUUUACGUGAUCCAGAAACUACAAAGAAAUAUCUCCGUGAAGCUUCUAUUAAAAAUGUUUUCAUUGUUUUCAUUGUUAUUGAUAAUCCAGUUAAUAAUAAUAGUAUUUUAGAUUUUGAAUCUAUUUCUUUCAACAAUGGUAAAAUUCAACGUACAAACUAUAUGUCAGAAUUCCCAUUCAUGUAUUAUGUUAUUCUUAGAUCAUUAAAUAAUAUUCCUUCAAUUCUUAGUGAUACACUUAGACAAUGGUUUGAUUUAACAAAAUCAACUCAAUAA
Dictyostelium discoideum AX4 is the source of this 17703-nucleotide messenger RNA. RefSeq names its product type A von Willebrand factor domain-containing protein (gene mdn1). Gene Ontology annotation, cellular component: nucleus; nucleolus; nucleoplasm. Bases 1 to 17703 code for a protein of 5900 amino acids. The record is from RefSeq and is a predicted model, not a curated record. Gene Ontology annotation, biological process: ribosomal large subunit assembly. Gene Ontology annotation, molecular function: ATP hydrolysis activity; ATP binding. The transcript has 4 exons. NCBI's taxonomy places the organism in Eukaryota, Evosea, Eumycetozoa, Dictyosteliales, Dictyosteliaceae.